CGAAUAAUUUGGAACUUUUUCCGUCUGGAGAACGAACAUCUGAACAACUGUGGCCAUUACCGUGCUGUCCGUGACAUCUUCGUUAUGCCCAUGCGUAGGAACACAUCUGGGACGGUAAAAAAGGACACUGCUAACAACGCAGCUGCUGUGCCCCUUCAAAAUGGUUUCGAGAAGAGUCAGCUAUACACGCACUGCGAGGUCGUCGGACAUAAGCCAUUUCCAGAGCACUAUAGGGACCCCAAACGCGUUAAUGCCCCACUUCAGUCCAUCCUCACAACCUUUCCCCAUUUUGGACAGUACAUAACCAUGGCAUCAACUGACUCACAGAAGCCGUGCAGGUCUCUGGAGGAUGUCUGGUCGAACACCCGCAAUGAGCAUUGGCGAAAGCACGAUGUCGUGGUGAGUCCUCGCAUGCAGAGUGCCCCGUGUGUGAUGGGUGCCCACUGUCACAUGUACAAUUCUGCCCCCAACAUACCUGGCAGCAAUCCGCAAACUGAAACCUCCUCGUUGACUGACCAGACUAACCACCUGCGUGCUGGCGAUAACAAGGAAAUGGCUGGAGGGGGAGAUGCCUCUGCUGCCACCGACGACGUCACCUCAACCGGUGGUAAUUCCUCCACCCAGUUCGACAUUAUGAUCCCCUCUACCUCAUCUGACAGUUCUGCCGACAACGCAAGACCCUCCGGCCGCGGUAGGAACCUCUUUCUUAAUUAUACUCUUCUUGUGAGUGUCAUUAGCUCUUUUUAG
Messenger RNA from Dibothriocephalus latus, 747 nucleotides. NCBI's taxonomy places the organism in Eukaryota, Metazoa, Platyhelminthes, Cestoda, Diphyllobothriidea, Diphyllobothriidae. The record is from the annotation of a GenBank genome assembly.